Molecule: messenger RNA, 644 nt
Organism: Elgaria multicarinata webbii
Lineage: Eukaryota; Metazoa; Chordata; Lepidosauria; Squamata; Anguidae
Gene: ATP5MC1
Product: ATP synthase membrane subunit c locus 1
Exons: 5
Coding region: 113-520 (135 amino acids)
Biological process (GO): proton motive force-driven ATP synthesis; proton transmembrane transport
Molecular function (GO): proton transmembrane transporter activity
Source: RefSeq, a predicted model, not a curated record
CGAAGAGGUCUGCGUCCCGUGAGCCACCGGGGCCUGGCUGGGCAGCGUUCUUUGCGUCGCGGCGGCCAAUAGGAGUGGAGGACGCUGUGGUACAUUGGCAAGGGUUACCAGAAUGCAGACUCCAGUAGCUCUCCUGGCCUCGCCAGCUCUGUUCCGCUGCUGUUCCCGAGCUCUGACCAGGCCAGCUUCUCUGUCUAUAUUGAGCAGGCCAGAGACUCAAACUGUGCAGGUCUUGGGCAUUUCCAGUCGUCAGCUGGCUCAUCGGGAAUUCCAAACCAGUGCUGUCUCCCAUGACAUUGACACAGCAGCUAAAUUCAUUGGUGCUGGUGCUGCUACGGUGGGGGUAGCUGGCUCAGGAGCUGGGAUUGGGACAGUGUUUGGUAGUUUAAUCAUCGGUUAUGCCAGGAACCCAUCUCUCAAGCAGCAGCUGUUUUCUUACGCUAUCCUGGGUUUUGCCCUCUCGGAGGCCAUGGGGCUCUUCUGUUUGAUGGUGGCAUUCCUCAUUUUGUUCGCCAUGUAAAAGCCUUGGAGCUACGCUGCAGCUGCUGUCUGUCUGUGUCCUCUCUGGUUUGAGCCUGUCUCCUUUGCCCAGGGUGUUAACAAAUUUAAACAAACUUUCUCUAAAUAAAUAAGAUUCAAGUUUU